AUGAUCGUCCGUGCGAGACAUCAGUGGAGUCGUGCGGAUGGAACAUUGCGCGGGGUUGGAAAAGAAUGAAAUACAGAGAUCUUGACAAUAUAGGUAGUGACGCCGAUGAUGAAGGUAUUAUCAGCGAUCAAAACUACGAGAUCCACCUCCCCGACAGUAGCCGUGGCUAUGUCUCAUUCUCAGACAUUCGACAGGCGAAAGGGGGAUCCACCAUCUGCUUUUGGUUAAAGACGUCAAAUGUUGGUUUCUUUAUCGAAUAUAGAACUGAGGCAUCGGGAGAUCAAAAUGAAACGCUAAUAUUUGGGCUCUAUUGUGGUAACAACACCUUUGAUAUUCUAUUGGGAAGCUAUAGAAGUCAAUAUUUAAUGGGCGUGACAGAUGAUUCUUGGCACUACGUGUGUGUGCUAUUGGAUGGCAACAUCGGACUACUAGCUGUAUUCAAAGAUGGUCACAGGAAUUUUAAGGAAGCUCAUAGGAGAAGACCCAAUUUUGAAUUUUGGACGGCUGGAACCAUGAGAGUUGGCUUCAGGAAAACGAACAACAGUGACUCAGCUGUUCUUGGCAAACUGAGUGGCCUCAAUAUAUGGAGUUACCCUGUCCCAAUAAAAGAGAUUCUGCGCAUGUCAUAUGGCUGUGGAACUGAAGCAGGAGACUCCAAAUCCUGGGAAACAGUCAGGGAUAAGAUAACUGGAGAAGUUGAGGUUAACGACUCCAGAACAUGCAAGGACAGAAAAGUUGGCAGACUUGUGGCAGAUGGCAUUACGGCCCACGUCAAUCAAAGUGCUCUUUUUAUGAGUCCUCUUUACGAUGCGUCGCAUGAUGGCAAGAGUCGAUGUCUACGGUUUCGUUACAUGCUGCAAGGACCUGGGGAGAAAGCAUUGACAGUUUACCGGAAGGCAAAAACGUCUCGUGAAAUACCUAUUUGGAUCUCAAAAGGCGUCACCCGGGGGGACUGGGUUUAUGGUCAGGUUCAGCUCAGCUCCAUGUCAGACUUUCAGGUGCUUAUAAAAGCGGAAAUGGAGAGGAGAGAAGACUUGAUAGCGUUGACAGGGCUGUACAUCGACGAGGGAAUAAAUUGCACAGUGAAGCCACUGUCGGCGAAAAAAGCUUGCAGCGAGAACUUAACCAACGAAAUAGGAUAUUUCUUCUCUCCUUCAUAUCCCGGAAAUCUUCCAGAUGAUACCUCUUGCAAAUGGCACAUCACCGUCCAGAAAAACCACAUCAUUCGUUUGGAAUUCCAAGAGUUUUUACUCGCGAACCACCCCAGAUGCGAGACGUGUUUCCUUGAAAUCUUUGAUGGACGUGAUUUAUCUGCGACCGCGAUAGGAAAAUUUUGCGGCUAUAUGCAUCCUCCGGUUGUCAUUUCCUCAUCAAAUCAUUUCACAAUUGUUCUCCGCUGUAUUGAGGGUUUGCGAAUGACAAGAUUCAAGGCCUUUUAUCAUUCUAUUAGAACUCAAGAUUGGGAAGGAUCGUCUUGCUCACUUCAUCGAGAGUGCCCAUCAAGCUGCGAGUGUAAGGAGUUUGGUGAAGUAUACGACAAGAGGAUUCUGGUUAUUGGAGAAAAGUUGCUGGCUAUACCGAGUAAUCUUCCCUCAAAUACUGGAGCAGUGGUUUUUCGUCAAAAUCGGAUCUCGCAACUUCACGAGAAGGAGUUUUCAGACCUUACAAUACUCGAGUAUAUUGACCUUAGCUUCAAUAAUCUGCUCCACUUAGAUGAAGAAUGUUUUCACAACGUAUCUUCUGUUACUACACUGAGACUGAAUUCUAACUUUCUUCGAAUUCUUCCUAUUGGAGCACUCAGCGAGCUCCCUAAUCUAAAAGUCCUUGACUUAGGAAGUAACCUUCUUAGCAGUAUCAGAAGUGGGGUGUUUGAUGCAUUGUCAAAUUUGAAUGUUUUGGGUUUACGCGCAAACCAACUGACGAAUUUGCAGUAUGGCGUUUUUGGCAACAAAAGCAACAUGACUCAUUUGUACCUUCAGGAAAACAAGCUGACAGCAUUGCCAAAUGGCUUGUUCAAAGAUCUCUCCAAGUUGGAAGUCUUAAAUCUAAGCAGCAAUGAGCUGAAAACAGUGACAAAGGAAACGCUUCAAGGGCUCAGUGCACUGAAAUAUUUGUACUUGGACAACAAUAGAUUAGCUAACGUACCUACAGAUGCAUUCAACGAGCUGACUAGCCUUAAGUAUCUGAAACUAGAUCGUUUCAUCCUUUGUUGUUACGCUGAGAAAUCCGUGGAAGGAAUUACUUGUGAUUCUCCUACUGAUGAGUUCUCCAGCUGUGACGACCUGAUGAAGAACAAAACGCUUCAGAUCUGCAUUUGGAUUCUUGGAAUCCUCGCCUUCCUCGGCAACCUUCUUGUCAUAAUAUGGCGAAUAAUUGAUAAAGAAGAGAACAGGGUUCAUUCAUUCUUGCUAACAAAUCUUGCCGUAGCCGACAUGUUUAUGGGUGUCUAUCUUUUGACAAUUGCAAUUGUGGACGCGAGAUGGCAGGGUGAAUAUUUUAAGCAUGACACAAAAUGGAGGGCUGGUAUAGGCUGUCAAGUUAUUGGAGUCCUAUCCAUGCUCUCAAGCGAGGUAUCAGUGCUGAUUUUAACAGUCAUCACCAUCGACAGAUUUAUUUGCAUCAUCUUCCCUUUCAAGUUUAAGCGUCUUACAUACAAGUCUGCCGUAUUCACCUGCGCAGCCGUGUGGAUACUUGGCGUAGUCAUCUCCGUGAUACCAAUCACCGGAAUAGACUAUUUUUACGAUAAAAGUGGUGAUUUCGGUUUUUACAGUCGCUCAGCUGUUUGCCUUCCUCUUCAGCUAUCGGAAGGAACCCCUGCCGGCUGGGAAUAUUCCGCCGCUUUUUUCAUCGGUUUAAACUUCGUUUCGUUCACGUUUAUCUUGGUGGCGUAUAUCUUAAUGUUUUGGACGGUCAAGCGCUCUGCCCGCGCUGUUCGAUCAACGAGUAUGAACAAAGAAUCUGCAAUGGCCAAGAGACUUAUUUGUAUUGUGAUGACCGACUUCUGCUGCUGGAUGCCUAUAAUAAUUAUCAGCAUUUUGUCCCUGACAGGAAAUUUCUACGAUCCGGACAAAAUUGCCUUCGUGUGGAUCGCAGUGUUUGUUCUUCCGCUCAACUCUUCCCUUAAUCCAAUCCUUUAUACAUUUUCUACCGAGAGAACGAAACGAAGCUUAGCCAGAAAGAGGAAAAAUGUUACUGGCAUGGUUAUGAAGUCUUUGAAUAGUCGCGCUGGAGAUCAAUCUAUGGACUACCUGAGAACAAAUGCUGAAAACACUUUAGUCUCCAUUGCUGAAUCCAGUCCCCGGCCGGUUAAAAAAAUUGUGGAAAAACAGGAACAGCAAAGUAAACAAGUGAAGACUAAGUUAAAGCUGAUCGAAGUAGUGGAUAUCUUUCAAGAAGAUACUACAGGAAAGCGUUCAACGGGUUACGUCACAGCUUGGUGCGAGGAAGAAGGAGUACUUGGUAUGGUAUUACUGAAGUACUUCGGAAAGGAAAUGAAGGAAGACUGGACUCGAGAGAUCGAUAUAGUUCAAGGUCUGUCUAGUAAUGAAGACCCGCAAGACAAUCUUCUUCAUUAUCGCUGGCACUCUAAAGCGUCUGAACAGAGUAUUGAACAUGGCAAGAAGAAGAUUCAUGGCAUACAAGGAAGUAGUUGGCUCAUUUGUUACGAUUUUGAGUCGAGCUCCACUUUGGAAGAUUUUCUUUCGGAGAAAGGAAUUGUUAUCAACUUCGACGCGGUAUGCGCUGUAGUUUGUGACGUCAUCACCGCCAUAGAACAUCUUCUGGAUCAUGGAAUAGCUCAUAACAACAUCACAACUGGCAACAUUUUGAUCAGGCAUUGUCCAAGAGUACCUCCGAUCAAAGCCGUUCUGGGUGGAUUUUCUCAAGCGUCUAAAGCAGAUGAUGCAGGUGCGUUCACAAACUCGGCAGCCGACGAACAGAGUUGCUAUAGCCACGACAUAAAGCAGUUCGGACAUUUACUAGCAACCUUACUAGGACACUGCCAUGGCUCCAGUGAAUACGUUAAGUUGCAUGAGAUUAUGAACCUGUGUUUCGAGGAUACAGAGGAGAAGAGGCCUACAGCACGUUACAUCCGCGAAGUAUUGGAAGAAACCUGGUGCGCUGAGGGGGUUUGGGAUACAUACCUAUGAGGAAACUAAAGAAAAAAAUCGAAAUUAGCUUUCCAAUCGCAUUUGGUACCGAGUUUGAAAUGGUUGUAUUAGUGACACCAUCGAUUUCUCUGAGUAUUCGGUCAGUUUUUUUUCUCAUUUUUAACUUGCCUUUACUGAAACAAGAAACGCUUUUCGGCGAUUUGCCUAACAUCGAAAAAAUUUGUUGCAUUGCUGCUUUCUAUUAUGUGCAGGGUGCUGCGUGGGUUAUUAUGAUGGCAAACGGAUAGA
This is a messenger RNA of Pocillopora verrucosa, 4397 nucleotides long. Lineage: Eukaryota; Metazoa; Cnidaria; Anthozoa; Scleractinia; Pocilloporidae. The record is from RefSeq and is a predicted model, not a curated record.